AUGGCUCGUCAAGGUGUUCCCAAGGACAUCGCUGCCCUCUCUCUCCCCAACCAGGGCUCUGUCAAGCUCUUUGGCAAGUGGGACUUCACAGAGGUUGAGGUCAAGGACAUCUCCCUCACCGAUUACAUUCAGCUCCGUCACGCUGUCUACACCCCUCACACUGCUGGCCGAUAUGCCAAGAAGCAGUUUCAAAAGGCCAACCAGCCCAUCGUCGAGCGAUUGGUCAACGCUCUGAUGAUGCACGGUCGCAACAACGGAAAGAAGCUUAUGGCAGUGCGCAUCGUCGCUCACGCUUUCGAGAUCAUCAACCUCCUCACCGAUGCCAACCCCAUUCAAAUUCUUGUCGACGCCAUCGUGAACACUGGUCCUCGUGAAGACUCUACCCGUAUCGGCUCUCAAGGAACUGUCAGGCGUCAAGCUGUUGAUGUCAGUCCCUUGCGCCGUGUCAACCAGAGCUUGACUCUGAUCACCACCGGUUGCCGCGAGAGCGCUUUCCGCAACGUCAAGAGCAUCGCAGAAUGCCUCGCCGAUGAGCUCAUCAACGCCGCCAAGGGCUCUUCCAACUCUUACGCCAUCAAGAAGCGUGACGAGGCUGAGCGUGUUGCUCGCUCUAACCGAUAA
This is a messenger RNA of Ceraceosorus guamensis, 621 nucleotides long. RefSeq names its product ribosomal protein S7. Gene Ontology annotation, molecular function: structural constituent of ribosome; mRNA binding; rRNA binding. The transcript is spliced from 3 exons. Gene Ontology annotation, cellular component: ribosome; cytosolic small ribosomal subunit. Bases 1 to 621 code for a protein of 206 amino acids. Gene Ontology annotation, biological process: translation; ribosomal small subunit assembly. Lineage: Eukaryota; Fungi; Basidiomycota; Exobasidiomycetes; Ceraceosorales; Ceraceosoraceae. The record is from RefSeq and is a predicted model, not a curated record.